This is a messenger RNA of Macadamia integrifolia, 1732 nucleotides long. Its product is annotated as methionine aminopeptidase 1A-like. Lineage: Eukaryota; Viridiplantae; Streptophyta; Magnoliopsida; Proteales; Proteaceae. The transcript has 17 exons. Gene Ontology annotation, molecular function: metalloaminopeptidase activity. Bases 250 to 1461 code for a protein of 403 amino acids. Gene Ontology annotation, biological process: proteolysis. The record is from RefSeq and is a predicted model, not a curated record.
AAUGACAACAGAGAAAGAGGUGAAAAUUGGGCUUCGAGUAAUACAGGACAAAUGCAGGGAGUAAUAAUCGUAUUGCCCGAAAGUCUUUUCCGACGGCGUUUCCGCGGAUACUUUCUCUGAAGUUUGAGUUGAACCGUAGUGAAGGAAGACUUGCUUCUUCUUCCAUCGAUUUCUGCAAACCCUAAUUUGUCGUCUCAGAAACAAAUCUUCAUACUCCAGUCGUAUGCUAGACAUUGAAAAAUUGCUUCAAUGGACGGAGCUUCGAGUGAGCAGGCUGAUUCGACGAUAUCUUGUGUGCGGUGUGGGAAGCCCGCUCAUCUUCAGUGUCCUAAGUGUGUGGAAUUGAAGCUUCCUCGUGAAGGUGCUGCAUUCUGCACUCAGGAUUGUUUCAAGGCAUCAUGGAGUUCUCAUAAGUCGGUGCACUUGAAAGCAAAGUUGUCCGCAGUUGGUGCAGGCACCCCAGAGGAACAAAUUUCAACCUUACUUAAUGACGGAUGGCUAUAUUGCUUAAAGAAAGGCCAGGCUCGUACGGAAAAGCUACCUCAUUUUGAUUGGACAGGGACCCUGAGGCCAUAUCCUAUAUCAAAACGGCGUAGUGUACCCGCUCAUAUUGACAAACCAGACUGGGCAAUUGAUGGAAUCCCCAAAAUUGAGCCCAAUAGUGAUUUGCAACAUGUUGUGGAGAUCAAAACUCCGGAGCAGAUUGAGAGAAUGAGAGAAACGUGCCAAAUUGCAAGGGAGGUUUUGGAUGCGGCUGCUCGUGUUAUUCGACCUGGUGUGACAACUGAUGAAAUUGAUGAGGUGGUCCAUGAGGCGACGAUUGCUGCUGGUGCAUAUCCAUCUCCACUAAAUUAUCAUUUUUUCCCAAAGUCUUGCUGCACGUCAGUAAAUGAAGUUAUUUGCCAUGGAAUCCCAGAUGCCAGGAGAUUAGAGGAUGGGGAUAUUGUGAAUGUUGAUGUGACUGUCUACUAUAAAGGUGUCCAUGGUGAUCUUAAUGAGACGUACUUUGUGGGGAAUGUUGACGAAGCAUCUCAGCAUCUGGUCCGAAGUACUUUUGAGUGCUUGGAGAAAGCUAUAUCCAUAGUUAAACCUGGGGUGCGAUUUCGUGAAGUUGGCGAAGUUAUUAAUCGGCAUGCUUCGAUGUCUGGGUUAUCGGUGGUGAGAUCAUACUGUGGUCAUGGUAUUGGGGAGCUAUUUCACUGUGCCCCAAAUAUUCCCCACUAUGGAAAAAAUAAAGCAGUUGGCGUGAUGAAAGCUGGGCAGACUUUCACAAUUGAGCCCAUGAUCAAUGCAGGAGUUUGGCGUGAUCGGUCUUGGCCUGAUGGAUGGACAGCUGUUACAGCAGAUGGCAAACGCAGUGCUCAGUUUGAACACACUCUUCUGGUCACGGAAACUGGAGUUGAGGUUCUUACCGCACGGUUGCCCAGUUCACCCAAUGUGUUCCCGUGGCUAAAUGUGUGACAGUUACAACAGCUGUUGUAAGCUUUUUAAAUAACCCUUAAGUUUUUCAUGACAUUUACUCUAUUUUGAGCUUUUGGAAUCAUAGUCAGUUUCUUUUAACUGUAAUCUAUCAGACAGUUUGCGUUUACAGCGAAUGAUUUUUUUUUGGGUGACGUGAAUCCCUGAUUCUGGGAAGAAACGAAAUUUUGUGAUUGUGAAUAAGUUUGCCUGGGCAGAAUGAACCCCAAAUUUUGAAACUCGACAUCAGUCUGGGUUUCACUUUUCGCAUAAA